This is a messenger RNA of Alternaria ethzedia, 2490 nucleotides long. RefSeq lists its product as uncharacterized. Lineage: Eukaryota; Fungi; Ascomycota; Dothideomycetes; Pleosporales; Pleosporaceae. The transcript has 2 exons. The coding region runs from base 1 to 2490 and encodes 829 amino acids. Gene Ontology annotation, cellular component: membrane. Gene Ontology annotation, molecular function: sulfate transmembrane transporter activity. Gene Ontology annotation, biological process: transmembrane transport. The record is from RefSeq and is a predicted model, not a curated record.
AUGGCUUCGCAUUCGCGCGACUCUUCCAAUGCCAGUGCCCGGCACGCACACGCGCCUUCGACGCCCAGCCAGCUCCGCCAGGCUCAUGCGCCCUCGGACAGGUCCAGCUCGCCUGAGGAAACCAUGCGUCCCCGCCGCUAUCACGACGACGAAGAGCCCCAGCCGUCGAGCAGCGCUGCGCCCCACGACCUCGAGUUCUCCACCGACGGCAUCCACCCGGCGACGGAUGCGACGUCAGUACACUCAACCCAUGAGGAAGUCGCUCCCCCCGGCGGCAUCAUCGAGAUCGACCUCGAGCCCACGGUGCGCACGCGCCUGCUGAACCAGCAGGACUGGGGCACCUUCAACCGGGCCGAGGGAAGGCCGGCGGCACAUCGCAACUAUGGCAGCUUCGCGGGUAGCAUCCACUCGGAGCAGAGCUUCGGUGGCACCUUCCCUGGCAUCCGCGAGACGGCAGAGGGCGAUGCGCCCGACGAGGCACACGCUCUCCUGGGCGACGCCUUUGCAGACGGCGUGCUGAACAAGGGGAACGGGCAGAAGAUGAGCACGACGCGCUGGCUCGCUGAGCGCCAUGGCAUCAAGGACAAGCGCAUGAUGUACCUCAAGUACUACAUUCCCGUCCUCAACUGGACGCAGCAGUACAAGUGGCGCUACUUCAAGGGCGACCUCAUCGCAGCCAUCACCAUGGCCUCGUUCUACAUUCCCAUGGCUCUCUCCUAUGCCUCCAACCUCGCCCACCUGCCGCCCGUCCACGGCCUCUACAGCUUCGCCCUGAACCCUCUCAUAUAUGCGGUGCUGGGCACCUGUCCGCAGAUGAUUGUUGGUCCCGAGGCGCCUGGCUCGCUGCUCAUCGGCGAGAUCGUGCGUGAGAAUAUCAAGAAGGGUACUACCGGCGACAACGACGGUAGACGUAAUGCCGAGAUCGCUGGCAUCGUGACGUGCAUGGCUGGUGCCUUUAUCCUGAUCACAGGCUUCUUCCGACUCGGUUUCCUUGACAAUGUGCUGAGCCGGCCCUUCUUGCGAGGCUUCAUCAGCGCCAUCGGCGUAGUCAUCUUUGUAGACCAACUCAUUCCCCAGAUGGGGCUCGCACGACUGGCUGCUGAUCAAGUGUCUCACGGCAGUUGCUUGGACAAAGUCGUCUUUCUCUUUCGCAAUGUCGGACGCGCCCAUGGACUCACAUGUGCCAUGUCCUUCACUGCAUUUUUCAUCAUCAUGUUCUUUCGAGAGUUCAAGAAGCGACUGCAACCACGAUACCCUAAUGUUGCCUACAUCCCAGACCGAUUUGUCGUUGUCGUGCUAUCUGCUGUGCUUACCUGGAGAUAUCGUCUGGACCAACAAGGCCUCGCUGUCCUAGGAGAGGUCAACUCCAGCGCCAAACUAUUUACCGUACACUUCCCUUUCGAGACCUCGCACCUGAAGUAUGUAUCUGACGCCAUCAACACGGCAUUGAUUAUUGCUAUGUUGGGCUUCUUCGAGUCUUCCGUUGCUGCCAAGUCGCUGGGCAGCGGUGACCACACCAAGGAAGGCGUCCAGAUGCCAUUAAGCGCGAACCGCGAGCUCAUCGCUCUGGGUACUGCAAACAUUACAGGUGGGCUGUUCAUGGCGCUUCCAGCCUUUGGUGGCUACGGUCGCUCCAAGGUCAAUGCAUCCACUGGUGGGUUGACGCCAAUGAGUUCAGUCUUGUUGUCCAUCAUCACUAUUCUGUGUACCGUCUUCAUGCUGCCAUAUUUCUACUACCUACCCAAAGGCGUUCUUUGCGCCAUGGUCUCAGUCGUAGCAUAUUCGCUCGUGGAGGAGGCGCCACAUGAUGUCAAGUUUUUCCUCAAGAUCCGUGGCUGGUCAGAGUUGGUCCUCAUGGGUCUCAUCUUCUUCAUCACCAUCGUGUGGGAUCUGAAACGUGGUAUUGGUGUCGGUAUCGGUCUCUCUAUCCUGCGGCUGAUCCGUCAUUCGGUUCGCCCACGCAUUCAGAUUUUAGGCCGCGUGCCUGGAACUACUAACCAAUUUUCAAACGCGGAACAUCACCCCGGAGAUGUCGAAUUCAUUGAAGGGUGCCUGAUCGUCAAGAUCCCCGAGCCUCUGACAUUUGCCAACACCGGCAACCUGAAAACCCGUCUGCGCCGCCUCGAGGACCAUGGUACGGAGAACGCGCACCCUGCUCUACCGCGCGUUCGCCGUGCAGAACACAACAAGAACGUCAUCUUUGAUGUUCACGGUGUCACAUCGCUCGAUGGUGCUGGCGCCCAGGUCCUGGCUGAGAUUGUAGAGUCCUACAGGAAGCGGGAUGUCAGAGUCUUUUUCUGCAGGGUGCCGCAAGAGUCCAGUCCCGUCUACCAGCUAUUCGACAAGAGCGGUAUUAUCGAGAUGUGUGGAGGUCCAAGACACUUUGUCCAGAGUGUCGAGGAGGCGCUUCGCAUGACCGAACUGGAGCGACUCACGGAAGAAUGGGCAAGCUCUGCGGAGAGCUCCCGGGCUGUCUCAAGCAGAGCUUGA